AACCGGUUCAGAGUGUCUAAUAGGUGGCGUGUGUUACCACGCCCCACGGCAGCCCACGGGUGACAGCGCAGGGUUGGGAUUGCGUGCCGUGAUCAGCCGGCUUCCUCCCGCGGCGGCAUGGACAGCGACGAUGAAAGCGUGGAGGAGGUGGUGGAAGGCCCGUUGGAUGAAGAUGGCCAGCCCCAUGGUGUCUGCACAGUCACCUAUUCCUCCAGUGAUCGCUUCGAAGGACAUUUCACCCACGGAGAGAAGAAUGGGAAGGGGAAGUUCUUCUUCUUUGAUGGAAGCACCUUGGAAGGUUUCUACGUUGACGAUGGUCUGCAGGGCCAGGGGCUGUACACACACGAGGACGGCAGUGUCCUCCAUGGGACGUAUGUCGACGGUGAACUCAACGGGCCAGCUCAGGAGCUGGAUGCAGAUGGCCGCCUAGUCUUUAAGGGUCAGUACAAAGGCAACAUCCGCUGUGGGGAGUGCUGGAUCUACUAUCCUGACGGGGGCAGCGUGUUUGGGCAGGUCAAUGAGGACGGGGAGAUGACUGGCAGCUCCACAGCCUACAUCUACCCAGAUGGCUGCACGGCUCUCUAUGGAAGCUUUGUGGGCGGAGAGAUCACCGAGGCUCGCCUCGCCACACUGACCUCCAACCAGACCGGAAGGCCACGCUUCCAGAUCGCUCCAAACAGUCCUGUCUACUCCUAUGACAAGUCCACCUCCACCUGCAUCGCCACCCACGCUCUGCUGCCGGACCCGUACGAGAGCCAACGGGUGUUGGUGGCAGAGUCUCUGAUUAAAGGAGCCGGUCAGGGACUUUUUGCCAAGGCAGCUGCUGAGCCGGGUACCGUCAUGGCUUUUUAUAACGGAGUCCGGAUCACGCAUUCUGAGGUGGACAGUCGGGACUGGGCUCUGAAUGGAAACACCAUCUCACUUGACGACGACACUGUGAUCGACGUCCCACAGCCGUUCGACCAGACGGAGAGGUACUGCGCCUCUCUGGGUCACAAGGGCAACCACUCCUUCACUCCCAACUGCCAAUACGAGCCGUUUGUCCACCCUCGUUUUGGACCCAUCAAAUGCAUCCGAACACUGAGAGCUGUGCAGAAAGACGAAGAGCUCACGGUCGCCUACGGUUACGAUCACGAGUCAUUGGGGAAAAACGGCCCGGAGGCUCCUGAUUGGUACAAACGUGAGCUCGAGGUUUUCCAAAGACAGGCAGCUCCUGUGAGCCACUGAAAACCCAGAGGAAGACCCCCAAACUCCCCAAAUUUGUGCUGCCACUUCAUAAAACUCCUGGAACACUGCUGCAGCUGCCGACCUUCCAAACUGCUUUGACCAGAGUGACACAAGAACUAUGCAAGAAACCAAGUGGUCUUAGAGGUCGUUGUUCUGACUGGAAGUGCUGCUUCAUCUCAUGUUUUAAGAUUCACAUGUUCAUCACUGGUGCUUCUAGACGUCAUGGAAACCCAUUGUUUUCAUUAGGUCAGUUUACACGAUAGUACUCUGUUUAGGUGUUUACUGUAAGAGCUGUACAGUAGAUCUGACCUUCUGCCCAGACUUCCAUUGCCUUAACAUGUCUGUUGACCUGACAGGUGAAACAUGCUAGAGAUCAUUGUAUUUAUUACAAGUUACAUGAAUUGUGUUUGUGAAGGACUCUGAAAAAAUGAGUGGACUUUCUGCUACACAGGAAAGAAUGGAGCUUUCAAAAUCUGUACACCCCAAAUAAUGAAACGCCCCAAAAUAAACCAAACCAAAUCCAUUCCAA
Xiphophorus couchianus (Monterrey platyfish) is the source of this 1756-nucleotide messenger RNA. Its product is annotated as histone-lysine N-methyltransferase SETD7-like. Gene Ontology annotation, molecular function: histone H3K4 monomethyltransferase activity; chromatin binding; protein binding. The record is from RefSeq and is a predicted model, not a curated record. Gene Ontology annotation, biological process: regulation of DNA-templated transcription; heterochromatin organization; peptidyl-lysine monomethylation. Gene Ontology annotation, cellular component: nucleus; chromosome. The coding region runs from base 118 to 1227 and encodes 369 amino acids. NCBI's taxonomy places the organism in Eukaryota, Metazoa, Chordata, Actinopteri, Cyprinodontiformes, Poeciliidae. The transcript has 8 exons.